UCUUCCGCGGCUUGGCCUCGCGCUCCGAGGCUGUACUUAGAUAUAUAACUCGGUGCGGGCCACACGCCCCUCAUCCGUCUUUCAACCAGUGUUCAGUUUGCCCUAACACCGAAUCCACAGUCAUCAUGAAAUUUACCAUCGUAGUGUUCUUCUGCUUCUUGGCCCUCGUCAGAGCUCAAUUCUUCGGAGAUUUCGAAUCACUGGGCGGAUUCGGUGGCGGUCUGGACUCCCCGUUGCACGCAACCAGAGAUCCCAGACAAAAUCCAGGCCCCGUUGUCUUCCCUCCGGCUCCUCCAGACAACGGUGAAACCAGCGGUGUCAUUGUUGGCGCUUCUGGAUACGGUUUCGUUCCACCAGGCCACAGAUUUAGUUCACAGUAUUUCGCCUUCUUCUGAUCUCCAUCUGUUCUCAUCGCAAAUGCCAUUGUAAAAUAAUUUCCGAAUUUCAGCUCUUGUAUAUAAUGCUUAAAUUAGAUCAAUUGUACAACUUGUCCUAUUUAAUGUCUUGUAAUUAUUAUUUAAGUUAGAUUAAGUAUUUAAUUAGGUUUAGUUAAAACUAUUGCAAUUGUCGACAUGUGCAAUAUGUUAUUUAUUAAAGUUGUUUU
Tribolium madens (black flour beetle) is the source of this 604-nucleotide messenger RNA. RefSeq lists its product as uncharacterized. NCBI's taxonomy places the organism in Eukaryota, Metazoa, Arthropoda, Insecta, Coleoptera, Tenebrionidae. The transcript has 3 exons. The coding region runs from base 126 to 395 and encodes 89 amino acids. The record is from RefSeq and is a predicted model, not a curated record.